This is a messenger RNA of Plasmodium gaboni, 1413 nucleotides long. RefSeq lists its product as hypothetical. The record is from RefSeq and is a predicted model, not a curated record. NCBI's taxonomy places the organism in Eukaryota, Apicomplexa, Aconoidasida, Haemosporida, Plasmodiidae. Bases 1 to 1413 code for a protein of 470 amino acids. The transcript is spliced from 2 exons.
AUGAAUACAUUAUAUCAUGAAGAUAUUAUAAUUUUCUUAUCAAUAGAAAGUUUAGAAGAAAUCGUUAGCAUAUUUAAAAAUAUCAGAGGAAUAAAAGGACGUUUUCAUAAAUUUAUAAGUUUUAAGAAUAAUUCAAAUGUAUCUUUUUUUUUUAAUUCUAACGAUUAUUUAUUUUUAAAAAAGGAACAAGGUAAUAUCAUAAUAGACGAAAAGUAUAAACUAUUAACAAACAAAAAUACAGAUGACAAAAAAAAUAAUACAUUUGAAAAUAAAAAUAAAUGUAAAAAACAAAUAAACGUAGAUAUAAAAGGUACAGAGACAUUUGAAAAAGGAGAAGAAAAAAUACUUCAAGAUAUAUCCUUAGAAAAUACACAGAAUAAUAUAAAAAAUAUAAAUAAUUGCAUGUCAGACAUUUCAAAAAACAAAAAUGAUGAAAAAAUUUCGAAUCAUAAAUAUACAAAUGAAGAAUACGAAAUGAUUAUUGAAGAAAUUUAUAAACAUUUAUAUAAAAAUGAAAUAUACACCCCUAUGUCAGAAAAGAAAAAAAUGGUAGUUGAACUUAUCAUAGAAACUAUAAUUUAUGGAAAUAAAAUAAAAUUAAAUAUUUAUAAACUUAAUUUAUUCAUAUCUAUUGUAAUCAUGACCUUAUAUAAAAUUAUGGAAAACUUAAGUGUAAAUGAAAAAAAAAAAAAAAAAAAAACUAUAAAUUAUUUUAUAACUUUAUUAAAGAAAAAUAUACAAUAUAAUACUUCACCUCAACAAAAUAAAAAAAUAAUAGAUACACAAAAUAAUACAAGUUCUGAGGUAAAUAUAAUUGAGAAUAAUGAAAAACAUAUAACUAUUCAAAAUGAAGAAAAGCAUGAUGAUGAUGAUAAUAAUAAUGUAAAGAAUAAUAAUACGAUUAUAAAAAAUGAUAAUAAGGAUAUUAUAAAAAUCAAAAAAAGUACUACAAAAAAUGAUAAAAGAAAACAAAAUAGUAACACAAAUAUAAAUCUUAUAGAUAGGAAGGAAGACAAUAUCUUAAUAAAUAGUAAUAAUCAAGUUGAAAUUAAUCAAGAAAAAGAAACAAAAAAGGACAUCAUAUUUUUUAAUUGUCAAGAAGCAAAAUAUAUAAUAAAAUAUAUGUUUCAAAAUAUUUUCUCUAUAUAUAACAUCUUAGAAUAUAUGUUCUUAUUUCCAUCUUAUCCUGUUCAUUUGGGUUUCUCAAAUUAUGCUUCUUUUGUAACUCCCCCUGAGCCCUUAUCUUUAAAAGAUGAAAUAAAACAAGAUGAACAAAAGAAUGAAGACAAUAAGUUCUGUACUAAUGCUUAUAUUUCCCAAGUGUUACAUGUACCUUUAUAUGUACUUGACAAAUUUUACAAUAACCUUAAUGAUUUACAAGAAAAAAUUGAUAAUGUUUUAACAUUAAUGUAA